UUCAACUUCAUUUAUACAAAACACAUCAAUGGAUCUCUUCAUACUUCUGGUAAUAUGUCUUUCUUGUUUGAUUCCUUUCUUUCUGUGGAAUUGCAACCGUGCCAGAGGGAAGCUGCCGCCUGGCCCGACUCCUCUCCCAAUCAUUGGAAAUAUUCUACAGAUAAAUACUAAGAAUGUCAGCAAAUCUCUAAGGAAGCUAGCAGAGAGUUAUGGCCCUGUGUUCACUGUGUAUUUCGGCAUGAAGCCCACAGUGGUGUUAUAUGGACAUGAAGCGGUGAAGGAAGCCCUGAUUGAUCGGAGUGAGGAGUUUUCUGGCAGAGGCGGUUUCCCAGUGGUGGACUGCAUCACCCGUGGAUUAGGAAUUGUUUUCAGCAGUGGAGAAACAUGGAAGCAAACCCGGCGUUUUUCCCUCACGAUUUUGCGGAAUAUGGGCAUGGGAAAGAAGACUAUUGAAGACAGAAUUCAAGAGGAAGCCUUGUGUCUGGUGGAAGCGUUAAAAAAAACCAACGCAUCUCCCUGUGAUCCUACUUCCCUUCUGGGCUGUGCUCCCUGCAAUGUCAUCUGCUCCAUUAUUUUCCAGAAUCGUUUUGAGUAUGGCGAUAAAACAUUGUUAACCUUGAUAGAGUAUUUUCACGAAAACCUCCUAAUUUCAAGCACCCCCUGGAUACAGCUCUACAAUGCUUUUCCUCUUUUAAUACAUUACCUUCCAGGAAAUCAUCAUGUGUUAUUUAAAAACAUUGCUAAACAAUUUGAGUUUAUUAAGGAAAAAAUAAAAGAACACCAAGAAUCCCUGGACUUCAGUAACCCUCGGGACUUUAUUGACUACUUCCUGAUCAAAAUAGAAAAGGAAAAACACAAUAAACAGUCUGAAUUUACCAUGGACAACCUGAUCAUUACCAUAUGGGAUGUGUUUAGUGCAGGAACAGAGACAACAAGCACCACCCUGAGAUAUGGACUCCUGAUGCUGCUGAAGUACCCAGAGGUCACAGCUAAAGUCCAGGAAGAGAUUCACCGUGUGGUUGGCAGACACCGGAGCCCCUGCAUGCAGGACAGGAGCCGCAUGCCCUACACAGAUGCUGUGGUACACGAGAUCCAGAGAUACAUUGAUCUCGUCCCCAACAGUCUCCCACAUGCAGUGACUCAGGACAUUAAGUUCAGAGAAUACUUUAUUCCCAAGGGCACAACCAUAUUAACAUCUCUGACUUCCGUUCUGCAUGAUGACCAAGAGUUUCCCAAACCAGAUCGCUUUGAUCCCGGCCACUUCCUGGAUAAAAGUGGCAACUUUAAGAGGAGUGACUACUUCGUGUCCUUCUCCGCAGGAAAGAGAGCUUGUAUUGGAGAAGGCCUGGCCCGCAUGGAGCUCUUUUUACUACUGACCAACAUUUUACAGCAUUUCACCUUGAAACCUCUGGUUGAUCCAAAGGACAUUGACACCACCCCCAUUGUCAAUGGGUUGGGCAGUGCACCGCCCUUCUUUAAGCUCUGUUUCGUCCCAGUCUGAAGAAAGGUCAGGCUGCCAGAUUGCAGAGCCACACUCUGGCCUCACUUGAAUAUGCCAGAUGCUUUCUGUCCUGUGUGUUAGCCACUGUCCACCUCUCCUUUCACAUCAGGGAGGGCAUUCCUGACCCUGUCUCUUCUCAUUGUCUUCAUCCUUUAAGAUUCAGUUCAAAUUUGCCCGCAUGAAACAAAACUCAGUCUUAGCUUCCAAUUAAAUUCUUUGUGUACCCAGCCCUGAGAUCUUAUGCUGUAUCUCAUCUGCAGUCUGUACCAUGGUAAGACACCUUAUUCAUAUCAUAUUUUCUUCUAUUAAAAAUUAUCCCACAAGUUACAAA
Molecule: messenger RNA, 1832 nt
Organism: Lontra canadensis (Northern American river otter)
Lineage: Eukaryota; Metazoa; Chordata; Mammalia; Carnivora; Mustelidae
Product: cytochrome P450 2C21
Exons: 9
Coding region: 29-1501 (490 amino acids)
Biological process (GO): xenobiotic metabolic process
Cellular component (GO): cytoplasm; intracellular membrane-bounded organelle
Molecular function (GO): iron ion binding; oxidoreductase activity, acting on paired donors, with incorporation or reduction of molecular oxygen, reduced flavin or flavoprotein as one donor, and incorporation of one atom of oxygen; heme binding
Source: RefSeq, a predicted model, not a curated record